Molecule: messenger RNA, 1331 nt
Organism: Desarmillaria tabescens
Lineage: Eukaryota; Fungi; Basidiomycota; Agaricomycetes; Agaricales; Physalacriaceae
Exons: 4
Coding region: 163-1176 (337 amino acids)
Source: RefSeq, a predicted model, not a curated record
UUCGGUCCGCCGCAACUCUUUCUUUUACUCUCAUCAUUGUCAAGGAACUCAGCAAAAACUAUGCACUUCCUCAGCUUUUGCAACAUUCUUGGUGACUUGGCGCAGAAACAGCUCCAUGUGAAACUAUGCCGUCGUUCAAGUUGUCUUUAGCCACUUCCUGCCAUGCCUCCAUCGCAAACUCGAGAAGAAGAACUAAAGUACUACCACGAAAUCUCCGAACCCAUCGACGAAGCAACCUUCGCACACCACAACUCGCUUAUCAAGCCCAUCCGCCUCUUAAACGCAGACCCCAACCGGGACUACGCCCCUCUCGUCCAGUUCAUCCGACGAAUCCUAGUCCACCUGACGGUAUCAUCCAAAUACUGCACCGGGACGAUAGGGAGCUACACGAUGAUGUUAUGGAUCAUGAGGCGGACGCCUAAGGGCAAGGUUGCCAUGCAGAGCCUGUACCCGAAUUCAGGUGAUGAGGUACUGUCCUAUGUCCUGCCGUACAUCCGGGAGACCCCGCCUGCAAUCGUAUUGGAGGACCGAACCCCGCCUGAAUGUUCCUGGGGAUCCUGGCGCAACAACGAGAUUGUGAUUUCCCGCGAGCUUGUCACGACGUACCUCAACCUCGAGAAAAGCAAAGCUACCCUGGACUCGGAUGACGAGCGUUGUCUUGUAUUUCUGCAGACAAUCAUCCUAGUCACCUUUCUCCACGAGCUCACUCACACCCUCAUGAACAGGAUCUUCAUGGGCCGGCUUGGUUCCUUCUUCGAAUGCGGAGACAACGUACGCGAUAUCGGGGAACACCUCGAGAGAUCCCUGUUCACUGACUCGGUCUUGUACGUCGAAUGGCUCCGGGCUGAUUUCGAGGAUCCGAAUCCGAAGUUCCAGGUGAAGAAGAUUCGAAGUAUAUGUUCGCAGCCAGUUGAAACUGGGGAAGGGUUUCACAGUGUCUUGGUGGAGGACUUGAGGACGAUGCUGGAUUCUAUCGACAGGAGUGAACUCUUUAGCCCAGUGUUUUUACUCCAGGAUGCGAAACCUAGCGAUAUCAUCUCUGCUGACAGCGAGCAUAUACGCCUACGUAUCACACCUGAAUAUUCAUUGCCGGUGCUCAAUCAGUGGGCGAUGCCUCUGCCUGUUACUGAGAUAGGUCCGGAUUCUAUCAUCAUUGAACCGGCUUGUGGUCGGUGAGAACACGCACAAUAACUAGUUCCAUGCGGCGCUGAGCAGGGGAGGGUUGCGGUCUGGGAAGGGGAGGCGAUGUAUCGUAGACUUGCUAAAUGGAAUGAAAUCAUGAACAAAAAGGAGAAACUGUUCCCUCUCCUGCCGCAAAAAAGCACGUCUCA